GGUGAAUAGUGAAUACAUUUGAGAAGUGGAUUUUCAGUUAAGGUGUCUACGAUUCUAGGUCACUGAUGUUUUCUAAAAACCAAUCUGAUGGAUCGAGGCGGUUGCUCGAGAAAAAAAUGUACCUCGUAGGUUAAAACCAAAUGCUACCUAAAAUGAGAAAUUCAAUUGAAACUGAUGGCAUUGAUUUCAAUAUAAACGAUUUGUCGAUUUAUAAAUCGUUACAUUAAUGUAGCUCAAGCAACCAGUAAAAGGGAAAUAAAGGCUAAUAAGAGGAAACAAAAUGUGAAUUCCGUUAGAAAAUCAAGGAGAAACGCAUAAAAAUAAUGCGGGAUUUCUCCUUUUUGUCGCUGUCUGUCUGAAAUACGGCCGAUCAUUCGAAUGAUCUCCUUUUCGUCUAGUCCCAAGUGUCUCAUAUGUUCACCUUUAUUUCCAUCGUAUAACACGAUGACUGCUGUCGAAUACAUUAAAAAAUGAUACAUGGAUUGAGAUAUUUAUGAACGAGAAAUAACAUCAUAGUUUAUUGGGAGAUCAACAACUGUUGAUCUGUCUAUUGAUGGACAGAUGCUCGUUACGUAUUUUAAUUGUAAGUUCAGUGUACCAUUAUCAUUUACGACGAUCAAAAUAAGUUACAGAUGAUGGACUAUUUAUGUCCUCACUAAUAAGUGCAUAUGAAAUCGGACAGGCCCUCACGAAGUACGCUUCAUUAGUUCCAACGUGUCACGUGCACGUCAGAAAGUCAGUUCAUCAAAAAAAAACGGUGAGACUAUGCUUUGUGGACAACCUGUGAUCGACGCUGAAGUGACCCUGAGGAUUCUCAUUUAUUAACUAGGACUAAAUAACUUAUAAAGCAGUUUGAGGAAUUAGAACUAUAGGUUACAGUUGAUAAUUAGGAACUAGGUUUAGAGUUUUCAUCACGAACUGACAUCAGCUAAAAUGCCAAGGCGCUAUAUAGCUAGAUGGGCAAAUGAAUUUCACGCCAAGACCUGUUAUCAUAUAUCUUACUGGUUCGUCCAUAAAUUAUAGUCUGGACGAAAAAAGCUUCACUAAAAAUUAAGUUUAACACAAGAAAAUUUCAGCAAUAUCGCUUUUCCUAUGCUGUGUUGCUAUGACGAAUCAAAAUAAUCCUCUUGUGAAUUCUGAAAUUUAGUAAACGCAUGGUGUCGUGGUAUGAAAUUAAGCUGUACAGGACUGUCAUCUGUUGGUCCGUCACGACUCUUUAGUUGGGGUCCUAAAAUUGGUGCAACACAGUGGCUUGAGACGUUAUCAGAUAUGAUUCAGGAUAGAAUCCAACGGCUAUCCUUCUGCGAUUUUCAUUCACUUCAUAAAAAUGAGUGUAACGUCCCUAAUUAAUAGAACUUUCUGGUUAUAUUUUUCCUAACUGAUCUGCCUCCUAUGAUAAUGUAAUAAUAAUUAUUAUUGUCUUUUCAAACCCUCAUUUUUAUUGUAUGGUGCAUGUGUAUUUGGUGCCCCCUUGUACCAAAGUUAAGGUGUUCAAAUAAAUAAAUAAAACAUUCACCUAAUUAAAAUCAUCGUUUGAACUUCAGACAAAUGGUUUCUUCAUACUUAUCAGAAAAGCAGUGGCUCAGUAGUCGGGGUGUUGAACUCAGCCACUAUGUAGUCUGUACCAACGCUACUCCCAUCUAUUUCGGUUCGACUGACUGGGUACUAUCACUACUAACCCUCACACUUAGAAUUUAGCUUCAAGUCAAGUAUACAAGCCUGUACCUGGUAAAUGAAUUGAUAAUAAUCUAUCAUACUUAUAAAUUUUCCUUGUUGACUUGAAUACCUUCCUCCUUUUAUAUGUACUUUCUGUGUUGUACUAUUUGUAAGUGUAGUGAUUUGAACUCAAUGUAUUUCUUAUUAAGCUAUGUACGUGGAGAAUACGUUUGAGAUAUUAGAAAUAUUUGUUCGAAUUUUUUAAAAUUAGGCUGCCAGUUUUCUAAGUGUGUUUUUAUUUCUUAGUAUUUCGUAAUAUAUUUACAAAUAUUUUCUUUUUGAGAUUGUAUACCUAUUCUAUUUUCUAUAUCUGUAUAAAUUUUAGGCUCGAGAACGUCCAGAUGAUAUAUUUGAUCUGUCUUCGUGUGAACUUAAAAUGGUAAUAUAUAUACUUUAUAUUUGAUAGGAUUACAAUUAAUAUUUAGAUUCCUGAAGGAACUUUUUCACUUUUUAAAGUUUUACUAAAAACAAAAUUAUAUUUACAACAAAAUUCCUUACAAAAACUUGAUUCUGGUGGUAAACUAACAUAUCUUCAAAAUAUUGUACUGCUUGAUAUAAGUUCAAAUGAAUUUCAACAAUUACCUAAUAAUAUUUCUGAGUUGAAAUGUUUACAGGUAAUAUUUUGAUUAUAUUGUUUCCGGUAAAAUUAAUAGCCUAAAAUUAUAUGUUUAGGUUUUAAAUGCUUCAAAAAAUCUAUUAUCAACAUUACCAUCUACCAUCACAUCUCUUUCUCAACUUUUAUUUCUUAACAUUGAAGGUAAAUUGAAGUAUAAAGAUUUUCACGAUAAUUUUACGCUAUACUAUUUUCUCCCAGUGUUGUUCACACAUGUCCUUAGUGAUAUUCUUCCUUGUGUGUAUAUGGGUUUUAUGUUUUCCCGUUGUUGAUAUUCGAGAUUACAUCUAACCAAUCUCUGUUGAUAUGUUUGUUCCUUGAGUGAAUACCUUGAUAUUUUCUGUGACUACAAGUUAAUUGUAAGCAUUUUAGAUAAUGCAUAGUAUUGAGCUCAGGUCCCAUCUGAUUUGAGGUUGCAUCUCAGUAUUUUUGUUUACACAGAUGCGAAACCAAGCAUUUGUCGCUUGAAAAGUUAACUUACUAUCAAUUUAGUGACAGUCACUGCAACUUUUAACUUAUACGGUGGAUAUAACGUUGUUUAUUAUUACUUCCUUCUUUCGUUCUCAUUAAGUAAGAUUAUAAACGAAUAUUUCAGGUUAAGUAAAUAUUGUUCCACUAACUUAACAAAAUGUUCGAUACUCAAUAAUGAACUGUAGAUUUGUAAGCAAACUUUCACUCAAUAUUCAUUGUACUUAAAAAUAUUUCAGUUGUUUUUAAUUAAAUAAAUCUUAUUUUUCCUAAAUAUUGAUUGUUUUAUGGUCAAAAAUCGUUUGAACCGCAUUAAAACAAUAAUAUUCAGGGAACCAAUCAAAUUUAAGAUGACGUCUAUUAGAGUGUGUUCAAAAUACAAAACGCAGUGAAAGAUAACAUAUAUCUUACUGAAAAGCAAGUAAAAUUGUCUAUACUCAGUUUCCCAAAUACUUGAAACUGUUAAAAGUAUCUUUUGUGCGACUAUGUAGUGAAUGCAAAGUGGAGUGUACGCUGAAUUACAAGAAACACAUGCUCCUAAUGCAGACUAUCUGAAUGUAAUUAAAGUGAUCCAAAACAUAGAGAAACGUGUUUUAGGGGUAAACAAACUCUCUAACUCUAACAAUCUUAACCCUUAACUUAAUCCUCAUUGCUAACUCCCAGUCUUAACACUCUUAACCCGGACUUCUAACAAUAACAUUCCUAAUAGUAACUCACGACUCCUACCUGGGCUCCUAUUUUUUAAUCCUAACAGAUUCUUGUUUAUUUAUCAUAUUAAAGUUGUUUAUCCCAUUGCAAUUUUAUUACUGUUCGUCACAAAUUGCUUCAAAACUAAACACUUUUCUGGUUGCGUAAUAAACCGCUCAAGGUCGUAGUUAUAACAUCGUUUACUCAGAAAUCUUUUACUUUCAAGAUAUAAGAAACAAAAAUAUAUUCACAUUUUGUCAAGAAAAUUUAUUUUAAUUAUUCUACAGAUAAUCGUCUUACUGAAUUACCAUCAGAUUUUGGGAAAUUACAACAUAUUACUAAACUUUAUUUGAAAAAUAAUCCUUUGUCAUCUUUACCUAAACAAUUGUGCUAUUUGAAAGAUUUGAAAGAAUUAACUCUUUCCUGCGAUCAUAUACAAUAUCCUACUUCAGAUAUAUGUAAACUGGGACUGACAGCAAUAAUGGAUUAUUUAUCUCAAGAAGAAGGAAUGAAAUGUUAUAAUGUUGUUGUAAAUCAUGAAAAUGUGGCUAGUAAUUACACUUCCACAAAUAAGAAUAAUACUUUUAAUCAAACGAAUGAACAAAAUAUGCAAAGUUGUUCCAACAAUACAGCAACACCAUCAUCAUCAUUAACUAAUUAUACUAAAAAACGAAACGAAGAAAAUCUUCUAGCCUUAGAAUUAGAACGUCAAUCAUUGGAAAGUCGUUGGACCGAACAAGAAUUAAAUGCUAAAUUGAAUCAAAAUAAACAAAUACUUGUACAAUUAGCAGAAGAAGAAGCACGUGUUUGUGCUGAAUUAUCUGCUAUACAAGAUAAACGAAAACAACAACGUUCCGCAUUAAUUUCUAAUGUUGCACUAGCUGAACAGAAUGCUGCUGAUAUAAUCAAACAAAUACUGACAAUUAAUAAAUCAGCAAAGUUGAUAGAGAAGAUGGAAGAUGUGUUCAAUGCACAUCAGUUUAGUUCUACUGAUUAUACAGCUUUGUCACAAUCGAAACGGAAAGAAAUCCUAGCUUCAAUGCAAGAAAUGCUGUCAAUUACAGACAAUGCUUAUGCAGUUCAUACAAUGAAUUUGAAUUCAACUAAACUUCACAGUCUUUCAAAUAAUAAAGAUUCCACUAAUGAAUAUGUUGAACAAGUUUUAGCGAAUAAACGUGCUGAUCAUACAAAAUUAACCUUUAAUCUUAUGCUAGAGGAAAGUGUUCAAAAAGAAGCUUUUGCUCAGUUACAACGUCAAAAAGAUGGUCAAGUUGCAAGAUUACAAAAAGAGAUAUGCUUAGUAGAAGAAGAACUUUGCCGGCUUACUUUAGCUGAACGGUCACGUGUUAAUCAGCGUACUGAGGUUAAUCAACGUGUUCUUGAUGAGUGUAGAUCUGAACUACUACAAUUGUUAACUCAAUUAAUGGAUGAACAACAAGAUCGUCAAAAGGAAUUACGAAAACGUUUGGAGGAAAUCGAACAACAAAAGAAAGACGAUCAAUUGGACUUUUGGUUAGUUCAAUAUCAACGUGUAUUAAAUUCAAAACCUGUCAAAUUACUUGAUAAGCCCGACUCAGAUGUUCAAAUAAUUCUUAGUAAUGCACAAUCUUUGGAAUUUCUGCCUAAUUUUCAACGACAUGCUAUUACUUAUUCAAUUAUGCAAUCUAUGACAGAUAGUGAUCUUAAAGAAAUUGGUAUUCACACUCUUGGAGCACGUCGUGAGAUUUUGAGGCAGAUUGGUUUGUACAAAAUGAAAACAAAUGAUGAAGACAAGACGUUAAAUACGAUAGAAUCACUUCCAACACCGUAUGUAACACCAUCAGCUCCGGAGGCUACAUUAUCGAGUAUUGUUGUAUCUGACGAAGUUGUGGCUCGUAUGGAAAAUGAGUGUUGUAUAUGUCAAGACGCAAUAUGCUCAACGAUAUUCCUUCCAUGUGGUCAUGUCUGUUGUUGCAAGAAAUGUUCUGAAAGUGUUCUUGAUUGUCCACUGUGUCGUUCCAACAUACACAAUCGAAUUCAAUUACAUUUCUGAUUGUGGUAAAACUAGGUAAAGGAAUUUUUCUGCUAUCAAUCAAUUUUUGAUGCCAUAUAUAUAGAACGCAGCAUAGUCCAGAAAAUUUAACUUCUCUUAACAUUUUUAGAACUUUCAGUGAUUUGCUAAUCACAUAAACUUAUAUUACAUAAUUAUGCACAGGAUUUUUAAAACUGGAUGUACUAUUUAUUAUUUUUAAUUAACAUGCAUCUAUCCACAGUAUAACUUUC
Molecule: messenger RNA, 5746 nt
Organism: Schistosoma bovis
Lineage: Eukaryota; Metazoa; Platyhelminthes; Trematoda; Strigeidida; Schistosomatidae
Source: the annotation of a GenBank genome assembly